This is a messenger RNA of Cricetulus griseus (Chinese hamster), 5639 nucleotides long. The record is from RefSeq and is a predicted model, not a curated record. NCBI's taxonomy places the organism in Eukaryota, Metazoa, Chordata, Mammalia, Rodentia, Cricetidae.
AGCCCUGCCAGAUCUGGGUCGGCCUUCGCCACCCGGGCACACCCCUCUCUGUAUCACGGACUUGGCUUUGGGAGGUCCUUUAAGACUGUCAAGUUUCUGAACUGGCUUGUGGACAGCGUCUGUGAAUCUGGAAAAUCCAGAGAUGGAGUUCCCAGCCUAUCCUCCAAAUUUGUCUCUGAAAGAAGAGCAAGAAAACGAGAUUCAAAUCCAGGAAUUGGAGGAUGCCCCCAUAGAUAUGCAGAAAGUACAAAUUUGUUCCGAAGGUGCAUGGGUGCCAGCCCUAUUUGAUGAGGUGGCCAUAUAUUUUUCGGAUGAGGAAUGGGAAGUUUUGACGGAGCAACAAAAAGCCCUCUAUCGGGAAGUCAUGAGGAUGAAUUAUGAGACUGUCCUGUCCCUGGAAUUCCCAUUCCCUAAGCCAGACAUGAUCAGUCGGUUGGAAAGGGAAGAGGAGUAUCCUAAUUCUGAUGAGUGGCGGCUCCAGGGAGUAACCUUUGCAGAAAAUGAAGAAUCUGACUUUAAGACUCCGCAUUGGGCAAGCCCAAUGACCACCAGCUCCCCUUUCCCUCAACCUCAGCACUUCAACAGCUUUUGGCAUCUGCCUCAGGAUAUCACUGAGCUGCCUGAGUGGAGUGAGGGCUACCCCUUCUACAUGGCCCUGGGCUUCCCAGGGUAUGACCUCUCAGCUGAUGACUUGGCUAGCAAGUUUCAGUUCAGUCGGGGCAUGCGCCGCAGUUACGAUGCAGGGUUCAAGUUGAUGGUGGUGGAGUAUGCUGAGAGCACCAACAACUGUCAGGCUGCCAAGCAGUUUGGGGUGUUGGAAAAAAAUGUUCGAGACUGGCGAAAAGUAAAGCCACAGCUCCAAAAUGCCCAUGCCAUGCGGCGGGCAUUCCGAGGUCCCAAGAAUGGGAGGUUUGCUCUGGUGGACCAACGUGUGGCUGAGUAUGUCAGAUACAUGCAGGCCAAAGGGGACCCCAUCACCAGGGAGGCAAUGCAGUUGAAAGCUCUUGAAAUCGCCCAGGAGAUGAACAUUCCAGAGAAAGGGUUCAAGGCAAGUCUGGGCUGGUGUCGAAGAAUGAUGAGAAGGUAUGACCUAUCUCUGCGGCAUAAAGUGCCAGUUCCACAGCACCUGGCAGAGGACCUGACUGAGAAGCUCGUCACUUACCAGCAGAGUGUGCUGGCUCUGCGCCGGACACACGACUAUGAAGUGGCACAGAUGGGCAAUGCAGACGAGACACCCAUCUGCUUAGAAGUGCCCUCUAGGGUGACUGUUGACAACCAGGGCGAAAAGCCUGUCUUGGUCAAGACACCAGGUAGGGAGAAAUUGAAGAUCACAGCCAUGCUGGGUGUGUUGGCUGAUGGGAGGAAGUUACCCCCAUACAUCAUUUUGAGGGGGACAUACAUCCCCCCUGAGAAGUUCCCCAGUGGCAUGGAAAUCCGCUGCCACCGCUACGGGUGGAUGACUGAGGACUUGAUGCAAGACUGGUUGGAAGUUGUGUGGAGACGGAGAACUGGAGCUGUGCCCAAACAGCGGGGGAUGCUGAUCCUGAAUGGCUUCCGGUGUCAUGCCACCGACUCUGUGAAGAGCUCCAUGGAAAGCAUGAACACAGACAUGGUGAUCAUCCCAGGGGGCCUGACCUCCCAGCUGCAGGUGCUGGAUAUGGUGGUCUACAAGCCUCUGAAUGACAGUGUCCGGGCCCAGUAUUCCAACUGGCUUCUGGCGGGGAACCUGGCACUGAGCCCCACUGGAAAUGCGAAGAAGCCACCCUUGGGCCUCUUCCUGGAGUGGGUCAUGGUUGCAUGGAACAGCAUCUCAAGUGAAUCCAUUGUCCAGGGGUUCAGAAAGUGCCACAUCUCCAGCAACUUAGAGGAGGAAGGUGACGUCCUAUGGGAAAUUGAGAGCCAGUUGCCCAGAGAACCAGCAAAAGAAUAUGACCCUGAAAGUGUGGCUGAGGGCAACUGAAGGAAGAGUUCAGGUAACUGGCCAGGAACUAUCACUGAUGCUCCCAGUCAUGCCUAGCACUACCUUUUUCCUGGCCACUAGUUUCUCUUUUUAAGUUCUCUUUAAGCCUGCCAUGCCACAGUAUAAACAGCAGGUCAUCACCAUUUUCUCUUUUGUAUUUUAUUCUGUGUCCUGGAUCCAGAAGCACUUGUAUAGCGGGUAAGAUGAACAAGAAGCUGCCAGAACACUUCACAUGAGAGCAGUACGACUGCAAAAAAUUACUUGGGCCCAAAAGAGCAUAGUCAACAUUGUUCCAUUUACAAAAAGUUUGUCUGAAAACAUAACUUUCUUCUCUUAUAAAUGUUGAACUUUUAGGGCUGGUUUGUCUGCUUGCAUUACUUAACAUAGUUGCACUGCCUUUUGCUGAUCUGCAGGACCAUGACCCAGGGAGAGAGUGAAGUCUGCCUUUAGUAUCUCUAAGCCUCCGGUCUGUGUCCUAGGGUGGUCAUACCAUGCCCACCAGGGGGAUGAUGAUACAUAUUACUUGCUUUCCUCUAGGGAAUGUUGAGAGUUUUAAAACAUCAUCUUAGUCCAUGGAACUUCAGAUGGGAUGAGCCAUUUCAGACAGUUCCUGUUGUCAGCAGAUGCCUGAAGGGUGUCUUUGAAUGAAUUUUUGAAGUGCUGCAGUGCUGGCUCAGCAGUUAAAAAAAAAAAAAAAUACUGUUCUUGCAGAGAGCCAGUUUGGUUCCCAGCACCCACAUCAUGUAGCUCAUAACCAGUGACCUCUUAGCCUCCUAGGCGCCUGCAGUCACAUGCACAUUUCCACACACAGAAACACAGUGUAUAUGUAAUUAAAAAUAAAUCUGGGGCUAGAAAGAUGACUCAGUGUUUACCGUUCAUUCUUGCAGAGGACUGGGGUUCAGUUCCCAGCACCCACAUGACGGCUCACAGCCAGCUGUAAUUCUACUUCCGGGGGAUACAGUGCUCUCUUCUGGCCUCUGCCAGUUCCUACAUGCAUGUGGUAUGCAUAUCCUCAUGCAGGCUCACAUAUAUACGCAUAAAAACAAACCUUUUUAAAAACUGAUCUGCACCAGAAAUAGUACCACAAUGAGUAAAGUUUAAGGCCCUGAGGUCAUCAAGUUGGGGUGGGAGGUGUGUGCAGGAGGAGAGCAGCUUUGAAAGAAAGCAGGGAUGGGAGCUGAGCAGAGCCCACCUAGCAAAAGCCCUGUACACACACCCUGAGCAAGCAGGAGAGUGCCAGAGUAGGGACACAGGAAGCACAGACAACUCAUCCAUUCUCAUUUUCCUUUUCAGUCCAUCUGCAGCCUUUGAAAAGGCAAGUGGCCAGUCUUUAACCAAAGACCUAAAAUUAUCUUAAUAUACCUUCUCCUUAAAAAAAAAAAGUCUACUAAUGUACAUUUUACUUGACCACCUGCCAUGCAAGCAGAAUGCUAACUGAAAUCUCCACUGCUUUGUGCUGUAUAAGCACAGGCUCUUAGUGACAUGCACCUCCUUCCUGCCCUCAUAUCCUACCCUUAACACUGAGCCUUAAACUUAAGAGUAGAGCAAGCAGUUCUUAAUGCUGCAUUCAAGGUAACUGAAAUGGUUUCUUCCCAUGCCCCCCACUCUGUAUAAAGUCCCAUGGAUUCAGAACCCUUUCUGCUGACCACUCUGCUGCCCCAUUGCCUAGCAGACUGAGUGCAGUUGUUUUGUCUUCUCUCAUUCCUGUUUCCCCCUCUGUUAGAAAACAUUUUCAAUUUUCUAAGCAAUUUACCACUUGUGGAACCCAAUCAAAACCCUCAGAAGAGGAGUGGGCAGGAAACCAUGCUAAGCCACAGCUGCACACAGCGGGAGCCUCUGCUCCUCCAUAUGCCUCCAUCUCUGUACAGCUGCUGGGGAGUGAUGGAAAUAGGGAUUCACAGCAAACAAGAUCCACAAGACGGGCAUUAAAGCACCUCCUGUCAUGGAAUAGAAUAUGAUUUUUGUUAAAAGGCCAAGCUAAUUCAUACUUAGGUUCUCUGUUUUCCAGCAAAUGAAACUGAUUGGAACACUUGGAAGGAAAAAAAAAAAUUGUAAGAAGAUGGCUGCAGAGAGACCAAGAAGGGGCAAUAAGGCUCUGAACAUCCAGGUCUGGACAGCAGCCUGAGCAUCCUAUUUCAAGACAGCCCCACCCACCCCAUUCCAUCCGGUGUCAUACAGACCUAAGACCCUUAAGUUUAGCAACGAGCUCAGAAAAGAAACCUUCUGCCCCAUUUCUCCUUUCAGAGCUAUCUCCUCUGCCCCUUAUAGAAGCCUGUAAACAUGAAUGGACAAAGGUAUUUCCUGGAGAAGAGAACAUUGUUCAGCACCAAGACAUACCAUGUCACCACAGCUCUUGUGUCUUUUUCUGUGGAGCAGAAACCUCAAGUAUAUACCUUUGCAGAUACUUUGGUAGAACCUGUUUGCACACAGGUCAAGACGACAGAAAAGCUUUUGCAGAAACUCACCACUCAUGUACUACUGUUACUUACACAUCUCACUGAGGGAAUGAAAUUAAUAACAGCAAAAUCCAGACACUGGCUUGGUGCCAGAAGAUAAGAGUAUAAAAUAGAUGAUGCUGUUACACCUACCUUCCUAAUCUAGUUGGCAGCUAGACUUUUUAGGGUCUUAUUCAAUGGCCCUUCGUUCCCUAUUAACCCUCUUUAAUGAGGCAACCCUUGGUUAACAGGCCUUUGCUUUUCAGGCUGCUUGUAGAUGUCUCUAAACCAUCUGCUGUCUGUGCAGACAAGACCCACUGACUCAUACUUGGUUAAUUUCUUGAAUAUUUUUAUCAAAAGGGCAGUGGGAGGGAUUGGGCCUUGAACCACAGCUGCUUUCAGACUUCAACUCUACAAGAAUAGAUAUGAGUCACUGACUUUUUCCACAAUAGUAAUUUGCAUUCCUGCAUAAGAAAAACAUUCCUUCAAAGCUAUCUGUGCUACAAAAAUUCUGCCAGAACCUCACAGGCAAAGACUUUACUAGAUCUGUCAUUCCAGAUACUCAGUCUGGCCAACCGGUUGCUAUGACUGCUUUUCCUUCCUCCACUCAGCUCAUAUGGAUGCUGUACACUGUUCUUGGCAUCUUUACCAGUUUCUGCUCAGGUACUCAUACUGUUUGCCGUCUAGUUUUCUGAUCUGCUUUAACCAGUCAUUACACCUGCCCAGUUUGUCAGAGUUCCAAACACAUGAAAUGACCUCUAAGAUCUGAAUGAACUGACAUUUUAAUUGUUUCUCAUUAGCUUUGUCCGAACUGUCUUGUCAUCCCCAAAUGACAUCUGUUACUUUCCAUGCCAUCAAGUUUUGUUUGGUAUGUUUGUUUUUCCUUCUACUGUCCUCUUUCCCAACUUUGUUUCUCUUGCUUGAGAGCUUAAAAGAUGCCAUGUUGGGGUUUUCACACAGAAGCCAGGUAACUUAACGAAGAGUAGAAAUGGACUUAACUCCUGUUCAUCACUCAUCAGCUGAUAAUGCCUUAUAAGUUACAUAGCACUGGAAUUUUCCUAGAGUGAUGGUUCUGCUGUCAGGGUCUUCUGGGGCACCCUCCUCCACUGACUUAAGAUGAUCUAUACAGAACCCCAGUACAGCUAUUAGCAGAAUAGUGGUUACCAGAGAAUUACCAUAGCACACUGAGACUGGUACUCCCAACUAGAUAGAAACUGAUCCCAGUAAUAAACUUUGAUAACAAA